Molecule: messenger RNA, 8832 nt
Organism: Choloepus didactylus (southern two-toed sloth)
Lineage: Eukaryota; Metazoa; Chordata; Mammalia; Pilosa; Megalonychidae
Gene: PRKCB
Product: protein kinase C beta
Exons: 17
Coding region: 220-2241 (673 amino acids)
Biological process (GO): protein phosphorylation
Molecular function (GO): diacylglycerol-dependent serine/threonine kinase activity; zinc ion binding; ATP binding
Source: RefSeq, a predicted model, not a curated record
AGCUGGGGCCAGCGGUGCCAAGCGCAGCUGGACGAGCGGCUGCAGCUGGGCCAGUGACAGCCCCAGCUCCGCGCGCCGCGGCCGCUAGAGCCGGCACAGGGGACGCGCCCGUGGCCCCGGGCGGCAGCAGCGGCCACCUCCUCCCGCGCUCCCGGGCCGCCGCCCGCGGUCCCGCGGCCCCGGGCCGGCUCCGCUCCCGCUCCCGCUCCCGCGCGCAAGAUGGCUGACCCGGCUGCGGGGCCGCCGCCGAGCGAGGGCGAGGAGAGCACGGUGCGCUUCGCCCGCAAAGGCGCCCUCCGGCAGAAGAACGUGCACGAGGUGAAGAACCACAAAUUCACCGCCCGCUUCUUCAAGCAGCCCACAUUCUGCAGCCACUGCACGGACUUCAUCUGGGGCUUCGGGAAGCAGGGAUUCCAGUGCCAAGUCUGCUGCUUUGUCGUGCACAAGAGGUGCCAUGAAUUUGUCACCUUCUCCUGCCCAGGAGCUGACAAGGGCCCAGCCUCUGAUGACCCCCGGAGCAAACACAAGUUUAAGAUCCACACAUACUCCAGCCCCACGUUUUGUGACCACUGUGGCUCACUGCUGUAUGGGCUUAUCCACCAGGGGAUGAAAUGUGACACUUGCAUGAUGAACGUCCACAAGCGCUGCGUGAUGAACGUCCCCAGCCUCUGCGGCACUGACCACACGGAGCGCCGCGGACGGAUCUACAUCCAGGCCCACAUCCAGAGGGACGUCCUCAUCGUGGUCGUAAGAGAUGCUAAAAACCUCGUACCUAUGGACCCCAAUGGCUUGUCAGAUCCCUACGUAAAACUGAAACUGAUUCCUGACCCCAAAAGUGAGAGCAAGCAGAAGACCAAAACCAUCAAGUGCUCCCUCAACCCUGAGUGGAAUGAGACAUUUAAAUUCCAGCUGAAAGAAUCAGACAAAGACAGAAGAUUGUCUGUAGAGAUUUGGGACUGGGAUCUGACCAGCAGGAAUGACUUCAUGGGAUCUUUGUCAUUUGGGAUUUCUGAACUGCAGAAAGCUGGUGUUGAUGGCUGGUUCAAGUUACUGAGCCAGGAGGAAGGCGAGUACUUCAAUGUACCUGUGCCGCCAGAAGGAAGUGAAGGCAACGAAGAGCUGCGGCAGAAAUUUGAGAGGGCCAAGAUUGGUCAGGGGACCAAGACUCCAGAAGAAAAGACCACUAACACCGUAUCCAAAUUUGACAACAAUGGGAACAGGGACCGGAUGAAACUGACCGAUUUUAAUUUCCUGAUGGUGCUGGGGAAAGGCAGCUUUGGCAAGGUCAUGCUCUCAGAGCGAAAAGGCACAGAUGAGCUCUAUGCUGUGAAGAUCCUGAAGAAGGAUGUUGUUAUCCAAGAUGACGACGUGGAGUGCACGAUGGUGGAGAAGCGGGUGCUGGCCUUGCCUGGGAAGCCCCCGUUCCUCACCCAGCUCCACUCCUGCUUCCAGACCAUGGACCGCCUAUACUUUGUGAUGGAGUAUGUGAAUGGGGGUGACCUCAUGUACCACAUCCAACAAGUUGGCCGGUUUAAGGAGCCUCACGCUGUAUUCUACGCUGCAGAAAUUGCCAUCGGUCUGUUCUUCUUACAGAGCAAGGGCAUCAUUUACCGUGACCUAAAACUUGACAACGUGAUGUUGGAUUCUGAGGGGCACAUCAAGAUUGCUGAUUUUGGCAUGUGUAAGGAAAACAUCUGGGAUGGGGUGACGACCAAGACAUUCUGCGGCACUCCAGACUACAUCGCCCCUGAGAUAAUUGCUUAUCAGCCCUAUGGGAAGUCCGUGGAUUGGUGGGCAUUUGGAGUCCUGCUGUAUGAAAUGUUGGCUGGGCAGGCACCCUUUGAAGGGGAAGAUGAGGAUGAACUCUUCCAGUCCAUCAUGGAACACAAUGUGGCUUAUCCAAAGUCCAUGUCCAAGGAAGCUGUGGCCAUCUGCAAAGGGCUAAUGACCAAACACCCAGGCAAACGUCUGGGUUGUGGACCUGAAGGUGAACGUGAUAUCAAAGAGCAUGCAUUUUUCCGGUAUAUUGAUUGGGAGAAACUUGAACGCAAAGAGAUUCAGCCUCCGUAUAAGCCAAAAUCUUGUGGGCGAAAUGCUGAAAACUUCGACCGAUUUUUCACCCGCCAUCCACCAGUCCUAACACCUCCUGACCAGGAAGUCAUCAGGAAUAUUGACCAAUCAGAAUUCGAAGGAUUUUCCUUUGUUAACUCUGAAUUUUUAAAACCUGAAGUCAAGAGCUAAGUAGAUGUGUAGAUCUCCGUCCUUCAUUUCUGUCAUUCAAGCUCAACGGCUAUUGUGGUGACAUUUUUUUUUUUUUCAUUGCAAAGUUGCAUCCAUGUUUUAUUUUCUGAUGAGGCUAGAGUGACCAUGUUUCAGACCCAAAUGUCCUCAAGUAGUUUGGAGCAUCUCUCUGAGAUGAGAUUAUGCAGAUGGUAUGUGGAAAAUGCUGCUGCAUAAUUAACACGUUAUCAAAGCCCUCUUACAACAUGUCAGCUAACUAGAACCAGUGGGGAGAGAAAAAUGCCUGCUUUCUUUCCCUCUUUUUCUGCACCACCAUUUUUACACAUUCCCCAACCCCAACCAUCCCAUCCAGAUUAUUCCUACAAAAUGGGUGGACAGUCAUAUGCUAGCAGUGUUCUUCCACUUCCAGACCUGGAGCUUUGCUUGUAUCCAAGUAUAUGGUUGCCGGGCCCCAGAGGGAAUUCCAACUUUCUGCCUGUUCUGGAGGCACCAUGAGUUUUGAAAAGAGCAUGCUAAAAAGAAAAUUCUAUUUUUUUUUUUAAACUCAAAGUUAAGAAGAUUUUUCAACUCCUUUUAAAAUUCCAAGACUGUGCUUUUGGAUAUUUUCUAUCUAAAAGCACUUCAAGGGGUCAAAGGGCAACCAGCUUGGGUGCUACCUCAAUGCUGUGAUUUCUGAUACUGUGUGUUUCUGAUCACCCUCCUCCCCAAACUGCUUGAAAAGGGCAUUUGACACCACAUCUGAAAAGUGCAUGGUCACUCUAGCAAGGUCCCAAAGGGCCAAGGUUUACAUUACAUUUCAAACUUUAUUUGCUUUGGGGCUUUAUUUCUGUUGUUCAAAUGCCAAAAGAAAAAAAAAGUUACUCACUUUGUUACACAUGCUAUAAAAUGUGUCCAAAUGUUAUUAACCACAACGACCUGCUUUGAUUUAACCAAGAAGGCGGCUCUGGAGCCUAGCAGACCCAUGCCUGUGGGGAUGGGAUUUGUCUAGGUUUGUUGCUGGUUUUGGAGAACUAAUUAAGUGUUCUGAGAAAAACACCAUUUCUUGAAACCAAGCAAGUUGUAUUCUUAACUUUGAUGUUGUUUUGCAAGAUGUUUGUGGAAAUGUCCGUUUGUAUCUGGAUAUGUUAUGUCCCAUUUUCCUUCUAGCAUCAAGAUAUAAUGAUAAUAAAAGAAAGAAAGAAAAGAAGAAGAAAUGCUGUUUCAAGGAAAACUCUCUUUGAAAGAUGUGGAGCUAUACUAGAGAGUGGGGCUCCCUGAGGCCUUAGGAUAGAAAGGAACUAAAUCCAGAGCUUGCUCCUGGCCCUGAUGCUCAGCCAAUCAGAGGCGGGGGCUGUAGACCCUUCAGGGACUCCUGGGGAUCCAUGAUGAGGUGGAGAGAACUUGCCUGGGCCUCAAACAUUGUCUGAGCCCAAAGCCUACAUUCUCAUAGAGUCAAGUUUAGGGGCCAGCUAAAAGCAUUAUGGGGCAUGGGGCUCUUGUUUUUCUUUUCAAAAUUGCCACUCCUCCCAGCGUGGACUAAAUAUUAUUUCUAACAAGCAGAUUUGUGAGCCUCCAGAAGCCCAAGGCAGUCUUUUGGGUGCUCUGUCUGAGCAGAUGAGGACAGCAGGUGACUCCCCAUCCCUGCCUACAGCCUCCUCCUAUUCUCAGACAGCCCUCAAGAGAGUUCUCAUCACAAUUCAAGUGAUUUCCAGACACUCCAGGGCUUCUGAGAGACCAGCAGAGGAACUUUAAACACUUGACGAAUGUCCUUGAAGUAAGACUUCUCAUCUUUAAGAAAACCAUGAUUUGGCAUUCCACUUAGGCAAAGUCCCCUGCAGUUAAUUCCUUUCUGCCCUCUCUCUUCUCCUUACUUCAAGUUUUGGGGGUCAUCCCUGCCAUUGCCAUUGUAGUGCCACCUGAAGCUAAGGUGAAGCAAACUUGAAGCCCUAGCUGAAAAGGUGAGAGAGUUAGAGAGGGAGGGGAAUCAGGGCAAUGCUCUUCUCACUUUAUUGUUGGGAAAACCAACAUUGGGAGAGUGGAAAUGGCUUGUCCAAGGUCAUCCAACUGGAAUGCAAACCCAGGCUUCCCAAUCUUCAGCACAGGACUCUUUCUAUUCUACAUUACAGGAACCUGGGCCCACAUUUAUCUCUGAGGGCAAGUUAUUUGAGAUCCUCCCUCUGGCUGUGGGUCCCCAGGCCUUGGACACGCUCUUAGGAAGAUAAAAAAACAGGGAGAAACAUUGAGCCAUUUAAAAAUGAUCUGAAACAACUUUAGAGAACAAUGUAGGAGGGAAGGAGGGAGGGAGGGAUAGAUAGAAUAUACUAUAUUCUAUAUAUACAUAUAUGUAUCUAUAGACAUAUAUGUGGUACACUCAUAUACAUAUAACAUAUAUACACAUACAUAUAUAUAAAACACACAUAUAUAUAAUGCACUCUACAUUUUCAAAAAAGUUCCCAUUACUUUUUAAAAGUUUAAUAAUUGUAGAAAUAGAUACUAUGGUCAAAGUCUCUGUUCAGGGAAGCUUCUGUGGAAGAACGAGAUAGUCAGAAUUCCUGCAUUUCCUUUUUCUAUCAACAUCUCAAAUGCAGAGGAGAUCAAGAAAUAGAACUUCCACCAUAUGUAAUCACCUGGGGGAGGAUACUUUGCAAAUUUGUCCAGGAAGAAAGAUUUUAAAUUCAUUUUUGUAUUUAUCCAUUUAUCUAUUCAUACAUCCAUUCAUUCAACCAACAUUGCUUGAAUACUGUGUACCAGGCUCUCUGCACAGUCACAGUGGGGAAUAGUGAAGAUGCAAUCUUGGCUCAUCUGGGAGGAGAGCAGUCAGUAAACAAGUAAUUAAAAGCACAUAAUGUGAUCCAGAGAUAACUAGUCUGUGGGUUAGUCAGGGAAGGUUUCUUACAAAGAAGAAACCAUCACAAGUCUUUGGGUCUCCUCUUUCUCUCCUUUGUCCACAGUUUGAGGUUGAAGGAGAAGGUGGGAUGGGUGGAAAAGAAAAGAGGCAGGGCAGUAGCGGGGAUGGGUUUCCUUUUAGAAAAACAAAGGCACAAACUUCCAUGCUUGAAGAGACCCCAGAAUCACCAAGAUCUCAGCAGAGUCAGAAAUCCAUAUUUUCUCAUUAUAUAUAGAGAAGAAGUUAGUCCUACAGCUUGAUUAUGAGCCCUGAGUCUUACCUGUCAGGAUUUUUCGUUCAGAUUCCUGUAGACAUUGUCCUUUCUGGCCCUCAGGGAGACACCACUCCCCUUCCAGCUUACUGUCCCCAGCUUGCCACAAGUCUGGUUCUUCUCACCUUCUGAGACAGGCUGAGCUUCCCCAAAAUAGAUUAGAGGGAAUAAAAAAGAAACUAAAUAAGGGGCUCCAAAGAAACCUAAACACAUUCAGGUUAGCCACAGCCAGCUGUCUACCAGGAUUCAAGAAUCCCCCUUAUAAUUUCUGAGACUUCUUGCUGAUCUGCUUUUCUAAGAAAGGCUGAGGUCAAAGUCACCAUGACCUGUUUGGAGAUUAAUAGGAAUCCAGUGGAACUAAUAACCCUCUUUGAAUGAGUGAUGUUACUCGCAUCCGACUUCAGAUGCUAUCAAUCCAGAAAGGAAUUGUCACAAGACAUAGGACCAUCCUCUCCCAGCUAGGGUAAAAUUCAGGAGUAUUUUCUAUGGGGAGUUGCCCACAGGACAAAGUCCAUAAAGGCAAGUACUGUUUGGACCAUGUGGAUGUUUGAAGCAUGAGUCAUCACCAGCAUAGUGAUGGAGAAUGGCUUCCAGAGUUGGGGUUGGUGGGAAGGUAACCUCUCCUGGGUGCCCACAGGCAAAGAAGGCCAGAAAGGGUUUGUAAUAUCAAAGCUUGAAAGGAGGCAGCGGCCUGCCUUCUAGCCCCAGGUGUACCUGUGACCCACACAUAGCCCUCAAUGUCAUGGACCUCAAGGUGACCUAACACAGUUGAGUUCAUUUUGGGACCCAAAAUGGAUAGUGGCGCAGUUGUGAGACCCUUAGGAUCAAUCAGAACAAGUCCUAUUGUUUGCCUUUAGAGUGAGGUCCCUGGCUCAAGAGGACUAUAAGUUGGAAAAAGCGAAGGGUCUUCUCCUUAGUCAAGUCUUCAUUCGUUGAUUCAUUCUUUCUCCAAAUAAGUAUGAACAGCCUACUAUGUGCCAAACACUAUUCUUGACACAGAAAAUACAAUAGUGAGGAAACUGACAAAGACUCUGCCUUAUGGGGAGAAACAAUUAACAAGGCAAUCUUUGUUAGUAACAGUGUAAUGAAGAUAAUUAAAGAGAUGUUAAAGUAUGACUAUGGGGAUCGGGAGGGGGAUGCACAGACAUCAUUAAAUGAAGAGGUGGCAUACGAGCUUUUAUCUGAACACAAGAAGUAACAUAUUCACUGCCAGGGGGUGGAACCUCCCACAGCACAGAACAGGAUGACAGCAGGCAGGACAAGGCAAAGCAGAAUGGGUGGGGUGGGGCAGGAAAUGUCCCACCAUCCAGGGGAAAACUGAAUGGGACUGAUGGUGGAAAACAGCUCCAGGAGCAUCUUCCUAAGUGUGUCCCAGAAGUCCGUUGCACACCCUUCAUCUGCCCUCCCACACACACACACACUGCAAGAGGGAACUCCAUGGGGAAUGUUACCUAUCUCAGGGAAGCAGCCAAAAAGAAGCGACUCUUGUUAAAAGCUGUUGCGAAGGAGAAGGAGCCCAGCAAUGAGAAAUCCUUAUCAGUCAGUACCCAUUAAGGCUAAACCUACAGCAUGGUGGCAGUUGGCCAGACUCUAGCAAGUCAGUCAUCCUCACUGACUCUCCCCUCUUUAUAAUCUGGCACAACUCUUCCUUCUGCCAGGCAACCUGCCCGGUACCAGUGAAACAGGCAUUUCUGUAAGUGUGCGUUAUCAGUGGUCACCCUCUAAUGAAACAGCCAUCAGGCUGUUCUCCCAGUCAGAAGAGCUGAAACAGGGCAUGGUAAGUGGGAUAUGGUCAGGUAAAAAUCCCUAACUCACUUUGUGGCCUUGGACAAGUCACUUCACCUUCCUGUGCCUUGAUUUUCUCAUAUGUCAAAAAAUGGGAAGUGAGGACUCCAGUUUCUACCUGCUUCACAGGUGGAGGUGGUGAGGAUGGAAAGAGAUGAUGGGCUGACAAGGACCCUGCAGAGGUGAGAGCAUCAUACAGAUGCUAGAAGAUCUUUUUAUUAACCCACCCUCUGAUGACUCAUGAUAAAAUUUGCAAAAAACUGUAAUUAGGCAACUGGGGUUAAUGUGCCCCCAAAGAAAUGUUAGAUUAGCUAGGAGAAUUGGGUUAGUUUUUUUUCAAAGGCUGCACUUGUGAGUCUUACUUUAAGCUCUGGGUUUUGUUUCUUAUUUUGUUGACUCUAUACAUGCUAUCAACAUCCUUGAAGAGAAACUUUGGCUGAUGACGAUCCAAAUUCUAGUCUAUGGGUGGGUUUUUGAGCAUCCCCUGCAAAGCUUAGAUUGCACCAAUGAGUGUCGAGUAGGUAACAGUCAGCUACUUCCAUUAAACAGUGAUCCGUCUCCCCACAUGGCCACUCUACCUUCUUUGAUGCUGGAGAUGAUCUUUGAUGAUCUUUUUCAAAGAAAGAAGCCUCCUAGCCACAGGUGUUGCCCUGGGGUGGUUUUUCUCCACGACACUCUACUCAAAGACUUAUUAUAUGAGCAUUAGGCAUGGUAAGUAGUUUCCAACUCAAUUCAUCUGAAAGCCGAAGAAAACACACAUGCACACACACACACAUGAACAUCACUUUAUAGCAAUCCUUAAUGAAAUUCAAUGAUUUCUUUUCUUUCUUGGAAAUUGCCACUAAGUUCUCUAUCCUGAAGUAUAGACAGUAUGCACAAGCAGCUGCUAAAAUACUGUGAGCACAGGGCUCUGGCUCUACCCAUGAGAUGCCAGCGACUUGCUGAAAACUGGCACAUCUUGGUCACGUUUCCUUCUUCUUAUGCUGUGUUAAUGUAUUUGCUUUCCAUUUGGCAGAGAGACAAGCGAGACACCUCCAACUUCGACAAAGAGUUCACCAGACAGCCUGUGGAGCUCACUCCUACUGAUAAACUCUUCAUCAUGAACUUGGACCAAAACGAAUUUGCUGGCUUCUCCUAUACUAACCCAGAAUUUGUGAUCAAUGUGUAGGUGAAGGCAAACUCCAUUGUUGAGCCUGGAGUGUUAAGACUUCAGGCCAAGUGUAUGUAUCAAUUUAGUCUUCCAGGAUUCACGGUGCAUAUGCUGGCAUUCAACAUGUGGAGAGCUUGUCCUAGAGGGCUUUUCUUUGUAUGUGUAGCUUGCUAGUGUGUUUUCUACAAUUGAAAAUGUUUAGUUUAGAAUAAGCGCUUUAUCCAAUUAUAGAGGUACAACUUUUCCAAACUUCCAGAAACUCAUCAAAUGAACAGACAACAUCAAAACUGCUGUGUCUGAUACCCAAAUGCUUCAGUAUUUGUAAUUUUUAAAGUCAGAAGCUGAUGUUCCUGGUAAAAGUUUUUAUGGUUAUUCUACAAUAUCUUCUUUGAAUGCUAAGCAUGACUGGUAUUUUUAAAAGCUGUGAGUAAGCUUUGCAGUUACUGUGAACUAUUGUCUCUUGGAGGAAAUUUUUUGUUUAAGAAUUGUUAUGAUUAAACUGAAUUAAUAUAUGCAGAA